Protopolystoma xenopodis is the source of this 1785-nucleotide messenger RNA. The record is from the annotation of a GenBank genome assembly. NCBI's taxonomy places the organism in Eukaryota, Metazoa, Platyhelminthes, Monogenea, Polystomatidea, Polystomatidae.
GUCUGGUCACCAUUCGAGACUCAAAUAGUCUCUCCUUUAUCUUACAAAGAACCAUCAGCUACUCGAUCCCCUCUCAUUCACACAAAUAAGCAGAUUCAGCUCAAUGCACCCUGCGCCAGUGACGACCUGCCUUGCAAGUCUGCUGUUCUCCGGGUUCCAGAUGAGUAUGUAAGCAACGACAACUUCGUUCCGCCACCAGCCUCAGUUGUUUGUUUGUCUACUGGAUGCACUGAUGAGCUAGCAUUCGAUCUGGAUGAAUGGCUCUCGAUAUUUGAUGCUAAUCGGCAUGACUUCGCUGACCAUCUUGUGCCAUUAAGUAACAGUCCUGAACUGACGAGUAAUGGCGCAUGGUGGGGUUACUCGAGCACACCAAUGCUCGAGCAUGAGCUCCCUCCUCUCCCGAAGCAAACCAAUAUUCUUCAGCAUAACCAUCAGUUUCAUUCUCAAAUGCAACAGCAACAGGGGGAUGUGUCUCAACAUUUGAACCAUCACCAUCAUCAUCAUAAUCAUCAUCAUCAUCACCAUCAUCACAAUCACAAUCAACAGCAACAGCAGCAACAGCAAAACACUUACCACGCCCACUCACGUUCUCACAAUCAUGCAUAUGCUAAUCAUCACCACCACUACACUGCUUCUGGAAUGCCCUCAAUGAAGGCCUAUUCGGCAGGACCAACUCAUGCCGGACCCAUAUCCCCACGAUCUGGAGGCCCGAGUUCUGGGGAAUCUGGUUCGCUGGCUGCAACUGGCAUCGUUUCCAACAGUAAUCUCAACUCAAUUGGACCUGCCCUUCGAGGCAUGAGUGCUUCUGUCACCUUUUCUGGCGGAUCGCAUAAACGUGCUUAUUCUACAUCUUCUUCAGCUACUGGCGCUGUUGCUUUAGAAUCUGACAGCGGGUCCUCAGUGUUGGGGCAUAUGCCGACAAAACGCCGCCGAUUGACAGGAGCUGCUGCGGCAGCAGCUGCCUCAGCCAAACGAAUGGCCGCAGCCAACGCUGCAUCUGCUAUGGGCGGGCCCUCUGAUGAAGGCAUGGAUACCGCUUUGGGUCGCUCAUUAUCCGGCUCUAGCCUGAUCUCACCAGCCACUAGUACCACAUCCAAUCAUUGCUUAGCUUCUGGUAACUCUACUGGCACUCAUAAUUUUGGCAACCCUUCUAUUCUGUUGCAACUCACGGGUACUUUGCCAUCGGAUGCAACUACUGAUGGACGACUUCUUAUUCCAAAACCAGCAUAUCUCCGAGAGCCACAACCCAGUCGGUCCAACCGGAUGCGACGAAUGGCUGCAGCUGCAGCAGCAGCAGCUAGUAUGACUAUUUCCACAGCUCCGUCAUUCAUUGCAUCGCCACUAUUUGGCGGGCUUGGUGUUGACUUACAUGGGAACAAGAUUGAAGGAUUGAUGAGUCGUGGACUCGCAAAUAUGCAGACGCCCGGAGGACCUUCUAUUUCUGCCAACACCGGCAUCGGAAAUUUCAUCGAGGAAUCACAUUUUCCAAAUUCUACGGGGUCAAGUGGCUCCACGUUACCACUACUUAGCCUCUCCCAACUUACCAAGUAUGCCCAAUCCCCACUUCAUUUUGCUUCUACUGGAUACGCAGCGAUUGCUUCGGCUGUGGCCGCUUCAAUGCUUAGUUAUCCUCACCAACAUACACAGUCAUCACAGACACCGCAGCAACACCAGCAUCAGCAGCAUCUACUUGCUCAGCAACUUGGGGUUCCGUCAAACCACGAACGUUCGUCUGGGAUAUUACCCACAUCAGCUUUGGCCAGACAGCAAGCCAGUCAGCACCUU